GCGAGGGGAGGACGGGAAGCUGCGCGGUGGUGGGAGGGAGGGAGAGUGGUGGUCACGGUGUGCAAGCAUUUUGUGCGCCGCCUCUUCUCCUCGGAGUGCUCCCGCUCUCGACGUUCUUCCUUCCGAAUGUCUCCAGCACACGUGAAUUCCUUGCAAUAGUUGGAAUUUUCUCGGCGAUCUGGACCACGAUCUCAUGCACUGCUCGUGUCGAAUCACCAGACAGGCAAACGCCUCGAGCGCACAGCGUUGACGGGUCGCCCGGAUUUUUUUGGCUCACUGCUCCGGGACCGGGCUGACUUCGUCCGUCUUGAGUUGCACGGCUCGGCGCACUCGGAGGUGUUGCUUGAAAUUUCUGCAUUUGCUUCUGUUCAUCUUGCUGCAUUGGUUUGUUGGCCCACUCGAGGAGGAGUACUUGAAGGAGAUGCUAUGAUCAUCACGUGCAAAGGAAUCAGGAAGGUGUCUGCAGCAGCAGCUGUGGGUUGUGAUUGAGGAGAGGUGUAGUAGGAGAAGGGUAGUCAUUCGGAUCGUGUAAUCGGACGACAAUUUCCAUCGGUGGGUAGAAAUGGAACUGCAGGCGAUGGCCUCAUCUUCUUUGGCGAGGAGUCCGUUCAUGGGUUUGAAUUCUGGAGACUCUUGUGCUGCUCGAAUCACACCACGGUGCCUUGUUUCCAGGCGAUCAGUCGGCAGCACCGGGCGAUUCCCUAUCGCACGAGAGCGGCAGGUCUCCUUUUUGCCACUUAAGACCAAGCGCAAGAAAAUUUUGUUAUCGAGCCCGGUUGCCUCCUUCAACACCAACAGAGAUCGUGCCGCGAGUUGUGAACUUGACAAUGGUGGUGGCUUGACAAAGUACUCAGAUUUCGUUGUUGUCGGAAGCGGAAUCGCCGGGCUCAGAUAUGCUUUAGCAGUUGCAGAGCAGGGAACUGUAAAUGUUGUGACAAAGUCUGAACCACAUGAGAGCAACACUCAAUACGCACAGGGAGGAGUUAGCGCUGUACUCGAUCCUCUAGAUUCGGUUGAGAGUCAUAUCCGAGACACUAUUGUCGCAGGCGCGUUCUUGUGCGAUGAAGAGACCGUGGAGGUUGUCUGUCGCGAAGGGCCAGAAAGAGUUAGAGAGCUGAUGGCGAUGGGUGUUUCAUUUGAUCAUAGUGAAGAUGGCCAAUUGCAUCUUGCUAGGGAAGGUGGCCACUCGCAUCACCGCAUAGUACAUGCAGCUGACAUGACAGGAAGGGAGAUUGAGCGAGCACUACUAGCAGCUGUUCGUAGACAUCCUAAUAUCAAUAUUUUUGAGCAUCAUGUUGCUGUUGACCUCCUUACUAUUCAGGACGAUACAACGGUUACUUGCUACGGUAUUGAUACUUUGGAUGUCAGAUGCAAUCAGGUUGUACGAUUUUUGGGAGGAGUUACUAUGUUAGCUUCAGGAGGAUCUGGACAUAUAUAUCCAAGCACUACCAAUCCUCUGGUGUCAACUGGAGAUGGAGUUGCAUUGGCACAUCGCGCGCAUGCAGUCGUGUCUAAUAUGGAAUUCGUACAAUUUCAUCCCACUGCUCUGGCAGAUGAAGGUCUCAAAAUUCAACCACCUGGACGAGAAAACGCUUUUCUCAUCACAGAAGCUGUGAGAGGAGACGGGGGUCGUCUUUACAAUCAGGAUAUGGAGAGAUUCAUGUCUCAGUAUGAUGAACGUGAGGAGUUGGCACCUCGUGAUGUAGUGGCCCGUAGUAUCGAUGAUCAGCUGAAAAAACGAAAUGAAAAAUAUGUCUACUUGGAUAUUAGUCACAAGCCAGCGCAUGAGAUACUACAUCACUUUCCGAAUAUUGCCGCAGAGUGCAUGAAGUAUGGUUUAGACAUCACCAAAGAGCCCAUUCCGGUGGUACCUGCAGCGCAUUACAUGUGUGGUGGAGUCCAAACAGGAUUAAAGGGCGAGACUUCCAUUAUGGGUCUGUAUGCUGCAGGUGAAGUCACAUGCACGGGUCUCCAUGGCGCGAACAGACUGGCGAGUAACUCUUUGCUGGAGGCAUUGGUCUUUGCCCAAAGAGCAGUGGAACCAUCCAUCGGCUUUGUUCGCUACAUGGCCGGCAUGCAGUUCAAUAUUGAUGAGGCGAGCGAGUGGCCAAGAUUAGUUGCUGCUAACUUGGAACAAUCGCAGUCAGAGGCCAUCAUAAGCUUCACCAAAGCUCAAAGGAAGAGAUUACAGCAGAUAAUGUGGGAAUAUGUUGGUAUAGUCCGAUCAACGGAACGUUUGGAGAUUGCUCAAGCAGCGUUAAGUGGGCUUCAAAAGGAGUGGGAAGAGUUCUUAUUCAACCAUGGUUGGAAUCGUAGCAUGGUCGGGUUGGAAGUUUGUGAGAUGCGGAACUUGAUUACAGUGGCUAAUCUAGUCGUCAGCAGUGCUCUCGUCAGGCAGGAGAGUCGUGGCUUGCAUUAUACCGUAGAUUUCCCUGAGCUUGUGGAAAGUGAGAGAUUACCCACCAUACUUUUCCCCAGCACCCCUAUGGCUUCCACAUGGAGCACACAGCAGGUGCAUACUGUCUACAAGGAACCUUUCUCUCUGUUCACGAAGUCGGAAUCUCCUUUGGUGUCUGAGUUGGAAAGGUAGCAGGAAGAAUCUGAUGCUGAGACUUUUUUAGACAGGUCUGUAAAAAGAUGAUUUAAGUAGGGAUCACUAGGCCAAUUUCAACAGAGUAGGGUAGGUUAGAUUAGUGUAGAUUAGUGUAGAAAAUUACGUAAGUUUCUCAAUUGAUAUUCCUCAUACUAGCCUCUUGCCGAAGGUUAGAUGAAUAUUUUUGGUGAUCGUCUUUAACAUCCACUGACUAUUAGAGGAGAACCACUAUCCUUCUACUUUGCUGAGAUAUUACACGAAGUUGUAAACUUAGAAACUCAACAAAUGAGGAUCAUUGCUGAUGGCUAUUUGAAUAUGGCUUUAACAGUAACUACUUCCAGCUUCUCAUUUUUCACAUUAUCACGAGUGGACAUAAUCAAUUUGAGCUGUUAGUAGCUUGUUCACGUCUUCAUCAUACGAACAUUGCCCCUCUCAUGAUUCUCUUCCUUUAUCUACCUACAUUUGUCUAUUUUUGGCUUUACUUCUCGACGAAGUGGAUGUUUCUAUGUUUUUGCCAAUGUGCCUUUGGCCUUUACUUCAGUUAUGGGUGAAAAUUUUUGUUUCUUAAAAGAUAGUGACCAUAUACGCAUUGUGUAUAAAAUAGAAAAUUUGUGUAGCAAGACUGAUACUCAAGUUUUUGCAAUUAUUGUCGUAAAUCGAUAUCAGUGAAAUGCACGCACUUAUUGAAAACAAGUAUUUAUAUGACAGACAUCAAAGACG
Marchantia polymorpha subsp. ruderalis is the source of this 3313-nucleotide messenger RNA. Lineage: Eukaryota; Viridiplantae; Streptophyta; Marchantiopsida; Marchantiales; Marchantiaceae. The record is from the annotation of a GenBank genome assembly.